AUAAAUUAAAAUGUGAGAAAGGAAUAGAGAAGAAGAAUGUCUCUCUUUCUCUGAACUGCGUAGGUGUGAAUGGCUGCUAGCUAGCAUGGUGGAAAGCUGUCCACUCUCUGUCUUUCUCCAAAUAUAGCAACUCACAACGCCAAUCUCUUCAGUUUUCAAGUUUCCAUGCUCCCUAAAUUCUCUUCAACAACCUUGAGUUGAUUUCAGUGUUCCUCUGUUUGCAAAGUCACACACACUCCCCUAACUGCUACUGUUCCUUGUCUCACUCCCUCUUUCUCUUUCAGUAAAAUUAUCCCAAUUCUCUAUUUUUCCUCUGCUCCAACCUCAUCUCCAUCAUCAUAUUCACCUAUUUCUUUCUUCUUUCUCACACCUCCUUUCUUCUUCUUGUUUCUUUCCACUUUUUCUUUUCCCCUUUAAUCUGUUUGGUUUCUCUGCAAUCGAAGACCUUCCCGGACUUAGGUUAAGAGAGAGUAAAUAAAUUUAUCUUCUUUUCGUGUCUUUCUUUGUUGGGUAAGUAAAACAAUGUUUUUUUGGGUAACUUAGGCCACCCAAUCUGAAAUUCAAGUUUUGCUUUGGCUAUAGCAAAUUAGCAGUACUGUUGGGAUACUAUUUGAGUGUCAAUUGUUGGUUGGUUGGUCUAAUUGUCUUGCACCCUGGUUCUGUUACAUGUGAUGGAACCUUGGAGCUAUGUUCCUGAAGAAAAGGAGUGUGUCUCCAAUGAGGGACUCUCGUCUCCCAACACUCUCGGGAGGAACAAAAAUUCUUUCUUGGGCUGGGAACUCAAAACCCCAUGUGGUUUUCCCAACGACAUGUUGGGUUUGGGUCAGCACAGCAUUGAGAAUCAAGGUUUUGAGGAAUUGGGUCUUCCCGAAAUGUUGGGGAAACAGCUGUCCGAUGAUCUAAUUGGGAGUGUUCAAAGUAGAAAGGUGGAUGGUAGACAACAACACAGUGACAGAAUCACUAGUACUGUUGUGGAUACCCCAAGUGGGUUUUCUCAAAGAGGGUACUCAAAUUCUAAGCUUUCAUACUCAAAUUCCCUCAUUGAUUUGAAACUGGGUCGAUUUGCUGACCAUGGAGAUGCCCCUGAUCUGGGGUUUUCCAAAGUUUUGUCUUCUGAGUCAUCAACGCCUCCUAAGAGAGUGAGAGCUUCUGGGCUACAAUCUCAGACGGCUUAUUGCCAAGUCUAUGGCUGUAACAAGGAUCUCAGCUCUUGUAAGGAUUACCACAAGAGACACAAGGUGUGUGAAGUCCACUCCAAGACUGCCACUGUUAUAGUCAAUGGCAUUGAGCAGAGGUUUUGCCAGCAAUGUAGUAGGUUUCAUUUGCUGGCUGAAUUUGAUGAUGGUAAACGAAGUUGCCGUAAGCGCCUUGCAGGGCAUAAUGAGCGAAGAAGAAAACCACAAAUGGGUAUUCACUCCGGAAAAUCUGGAAGGUUGCUUCAGCCAUGCGGGGAUAGCAGAUUUCAGGGAAACAUGCUAACAUCAUCUUUUAUUCGCCCAGAGAUGCUUCCUAGUGGCAUCAUGCAUUCGGAUAAAUAUGGUGUGAAUGGCUUCUGGAGACCUAUCAAAGCAGAACAUGGGGCUGGUUUUAGGCAUCUUUCUUCUAUGCCUAUAACCAACGGACAUCCUCAGUCAAAAUCUUUAUUUCCAUCAUAUAACGAAAAACAAUUUCCUUUUCUUCAUGAAAAUGGUGCUACAUCCACCGCUGGAGGCAUCUUCUGUGAGAGCAAUAACCACUAUCCACAUGCUCUUGGAGCCCAAAAUUCUGGGUUGAGACCACUAUUCCAGGACACAGUAGGAAAUGAGGACUUCAAUGUUUUUGAUACAACAUCAACUGUUCAAGGAUUGUCGGGGAUUUCAGACUCUUGUGCUCUCUCUCUUCUGUCAUCUCAAUCCCAAAACUCUUCAAGUCAAUCAUCAGGAAUUCCCUUGGCUCAUUCCUUGGUUAUUCCAAGCAGUCAUAACCAUCACUACAACAUUAGUCAGGUCUCUGGAAAGAUAGGAAUAAGCUCACAGACUUCUUCAAGCCGAGUGUCCAAUAGUUUUCCAUCAGAACUGAAUCAUGCAGAUGGAAGUCAUCUCAGUCCUGUACUAAUAUCAGACAAUAAUGAUAUUGUAAACUUUGAUAUUGCAGAUGGUAUCUUCCAAGGUUCAGAUUUCGUGAAUGUGAAAGAUCGUCUUUCCUGUGAAGAUGGUGCAACCAUUAACUUGUUACAAUUGUCAUCACAGCUUCAGCGAGUUGAGCAUGACAGACAAUCCCUGCAGGUGAAGCAAGAGAAUGAUUCUUGUUGCACUCUGCGGAUUACAUGAAGUGCUUUGAAAGACUAUUGGCACUUUGCUGCAGGAAACAAGUUGUGCAGCAUGUAAUUGACACGCUUAUACCAGUCGUCUUUGACAAUGUAAGCCACAGGGAAAUAGAAACUUGAAAUGUUGUCAUUUUCAUCUGUUCAAGAACUUGUCUGCAGAAUAACUGAUCGACUAAACAAGUCAGGCUAUAUCUAUGAUAUUAGUUGGGACACAAUUGUCCAUCUGUAUUUUAUAUGUCCAUGUGGAUGUAAUAAACAAAAGCCUUGUAUGUAUCAAAAUUUGCUCUACGGGGGGCAUUAACACUUAAAUCAGGACAAUUGUUUACUCGAACUGACACUGAAUUUCGUGCAAUAUUUGGCAAUGACGUUUUGUUGUA
Molecule: messenger RNA, 2682 nt
Organism: Cajanus cajan (pigeon pea)
Lineage: Eukaryota; Viridiplantae; Streptophyta; Magnoliopsida; Fabales; Fabaceae
Cellular component (GO): nucleus
Molecular function (GO): DNA binding
Source: RefSeq, a predicted model, not a curated record